Aphis gossypii (cotton aphid) is the source of this 3432-nucleotide messenger RNA. RefSeq names its product solute carrier family 22 member 5-like. NCBI's taxonomy places the organism in Eukaryota, Metazoa, Arthropoda, Insecta, Hemiptera, Aphididae. Bases 225 to 1844 code for a protein of 539 amino acids. Gene Ontology annotation, molecular function: transmembrane transporter activity. Gene Ontology annotation, biological process: transmembrane transport. The record is from RefSeq and is a predicted model, not a curated record. The transcript is spliced from 10 exons. Gene Ontology annotation, cellular component: membrane.
CUGUUCCGUCACGAGCAGAAGCUAUCGCGCUAUCUCUUAACACUGCUGUUGCAUGCGUCGCCGUUCACUAUAUAGGAAUACUAUAUUAUAUGCGUGUCUAUUAGUCGUUCGUGGCCGUUCGUGCGACGUUUUUCGCGUUCAAAAAGUACUUUUACUACCUAUACUGUCAGAAUUUUUUCGGUUCGAGUGUAUUACUACUAAGUUUCUCCAGAAAAAUCAGAACAAUGAACAUCGACAGCGUGCUCGUCACCGUGGGUAUGGGCCGUUACCAAUUUGCGGGCUGCGUGCUUUUCGGCUUCAUGAUAAUGUAUUCGAACGUAUCGCCGGUUACCUACGUCUUCACCGCCGGUGAUUUGAAAUACAGGUGCGCGAUACUGGGAUGUGACUCACCAGACCCGGCCGAACGAACUUACGAACCAGAAUGGUUGCGAUUCACAACGCCUUACCGAGAAGACACGGGACUGCCGCGCAAAUGUCAGCGAUACUCAAGGAAUCCAGCUAACAGUUCGGGGUGUGGGCAAAGUGACUUCAACAGAAACACGACGGAAUUAUGUCAUGAUGGAUGGGUGUUCGAAGAUAACGAGAAAACCAUCGGAACGGAGUUUGAACUUAUGUGUGAAGAAAAUAAAUGGAAACUAUCGAUGGUGGGCACAGUCAACAACUUCGGUCAGUUUAUCGGCAUACCCGUGUCUGGAAUCAUCGCAGACAAGUUUGGUCGAAAGUUUGCUAUGGUGUUUUGUGCUGUUACAUCAGCAAUAAUAUGUAUCAUUCAAUCGUUUUCUGUAAAUUACCAGAUGUUCUUGAUUUUGGAAUUGUUGUCUUCUAUUGUUUCCAGCGGUGUUUAUACAGUCACUUUCGUAUUAGCGAUGGAGUUGGUGCUUCCCAAUCACCGAGUACUAUACUAUUCGAUUCUGGAAUGUUUCUAUCCAAUAGGUGCCAUAUUGGUGGCUUUUAUUGCCAGCCUAGUGAAAGACUGGAGGCUUUUGUUGCAGAUAGCCAACAUCCCGGGAUUGCUGUUUUUAUCAUACUUUUGGCUUACCGAAGAAUCGAUGAGAUGGUUGGAAAUGCAAGGCAAACACGACAGAGUGAUAGAUGUCCUUAAGAGAAUAGCUGGCAUUAAUAAAAAAUCUUUGCCUGUACUGCCUUCUAACGUACAAAUGGAGACGAUAAAUUAUGACGACGAAAACGACGCAAAGUACGUCAAUAUCUUAAAAGACGUGAUCAGGUCUCCAACAAUAUUAUGUAGGCUGAUCAGGUGUUCACUUGUGUGGAUAGCGAUAACCUUAGUGUAUUACGGGCUGUCAAUAUGCUCAACUGACAUCGCAGGGGACAAGUAUCUGAACUUCUCGUUGGUCUCAUUCGUUGAGAUACCAGCCUGCUUGCUGAAUUGGUUGAUUAUGGAAGGGAUGUCCCGAAAAAUGUCGUUAUCUUGCAUGUUUAUUUUGUGCGGUUUCACCAGUGUCCUAUACAAUUUAGUUCCGGACUCAUUACUUCUGAUAAAAUUAUCGAUAUUCUUGAUUAGUAAACUUGCAAUAUCCAUCGCAUUUUGCAUAAUUUACAUGCUAACUGUGGAGAUAUUCCCAACCAGGAUGCGAGCAACCCUGUUAUCAGUAUGCUCUAUGAUUGGUCGGAUUGGAUCCAUGUUGGCACCACAGACCACGUUGCUGGCUGAAUACUUUGGUAAUUACGUGACUAUGUUAGUGUUUGGUGCGACGGCGCUUGUGGCAGCCGCAAUCACCAUAACUCUUCCGGAAAGCAAAAACAUCAAAUUGCCCGACACCGUCGUCGAAGCUGAACGGAUCGGGAUCGACCGCCUGCUACCCGAAAACAUCGAAAACUCUUAAUUUUAUAAUAAUUAUUAAUAAUAAUAUUUUUAUACGCACGUACAAAACGAUUUUAUAAUGUGUGCAAGACGUCCUUAAAGCCACGUAGAGUGAUUUUCGCGAAAAUUCUAAAAUAUAUACUCUAUAAAUAGUAUAUUGUUUAAUAUAUGCGACAUUUUUAGUUAGCUUGUUAUUACGGGACACUCUAAACACGUAACAAUGAAUUUUGUUACUACCUAUACAGCUCCUCGUAAUUUUCAACGUUUCGUGCACGUUUAAUUUGCCAAUAGCUUCAUUGGAAAAUGUGAGGAACAGAUGAUGAGACAGGUAUCUCGCCGAAUCGAUAACCCAAAAAGAAUACAAUGAUCUUUCAAUUCAUUUUUCUUGAUCGGAAAACUAUCGCUUUCAAAAUAUAUCAUUAUUCUUAUUUAUAUUGUGCAUUAUAACGUAAUUUAAAUAUUAUACUUAUACAUAUAUAUAUAUAUACAGGUGAUUCAUCAAGCAUUCUUUAGUGUAUCUCAGUUAAGGAGUAAGCACCGUGUUUUAAAAAACUUGAAUUAUGUAUACUUUAUAUAACCAUUUGUUUUUUACUGAUAACUUUUAAGCAUUUUGGUUUUUUUUCUAAUACACGUGUACCUAAAUCCAAAUUCAAACAAGAAACGUUUUUACUUAAUGAAUUAUUAAAAUGUAUACAACUAUGCUAUAAAUAAUGGUCUUUAAUAAUUUUAUUAUUUUACAAAAAGUAUUUUUAAAAAUUAUAAAAUGUUAAUUGAUUAAUAUAAUUUUGUUUUAAAGGCAAAUAACUAAAAUGAUUUAGAUAUAACAAAAUUUUCAAAAAAAUCAUCCGCUUAACAGUUAAUAUUGUUUAAAUAGUAAUAUAGUUAUUUUCAUUUGAAAAACAUUUCAAGAAUACUUUCUUAAAUGGUGUGAAAAUUAAAUUAUUUAAACACAUAAUCUGAUAAUCUACUCUUAUAUUUAAUAAUUCAAAAAAUCAGAAUCAUUUUAAUACACUAAUUGCUAAUACCUAAAAUUAAAGAAAAAAAUGUAUGGGGGGCAUGAUUAAUGAAUCGCCUCGUAUAAUGUAUUAUGUAAUAUGUAAAUAAUUUAUAUUUACGAUUUUAUACAUUAACAGUGUACGAAAUGUUUAAGUUUAUGAUGUAUAGGAAUGAAUAAUUCUUCAAAUUUGUUUUAAAACAUUUUUAUUUCAAAUCUAUACUUAAUAUCAGAAGUUCUGCUUCAAAACGGUUAAUUAUCCUGAAUAGCUUAAUCAAACAGGGGAGUUCCUAAUUAUUAUAGUAAUUACUUAUUAAACCUAUUAAAAAAUUAUGAAUACUUUCCACGUGCUUGUACAGUUAGAUGUUUAGAACUUAUACAUCCAUCCAUUAACUAUAAUAUGUUAACCUAUUGUCUAGAUUAUAAUGACUAUAGAUACUUAUAUAAGUUGUAUAAUUUUGAUUAUAAUAUAUAAUAUGUGUGUGUGUGCAUUUGAAAAACCUUUGACCAUUAUUUAGUGCUUGGGAUUCAGAUGCCCUUCGAAGACAAAUAUUUUCAUCUGGGACGUCACUAAGUGUAAUAAACUUUUCUGUACAUAAACUAAAUUGUGACUUUA